Messenger RNA from Coffea arabica (coffee), 3265 nucleotides. Its product is annotated as mitogen-activated protein kinase kinase kinase YODA-like. Gene Ontology annotation, molecular function: ATP binding; MAP kinase kinase kinase activity. Lineage: Eukaryota; Viridiplantae; Streptophyta; Magnoliopsida; Gentianales; Rubiaceae. Gene Ontology annotation, cellular component: cytoplasm. Gene Ontology annotation, biological process: protein phosphorylation; MAPK cascade. The record is from RefSeq and is a predicted model, not a curated record.
CUAGCUGUUACUGCUGAGUGCUGCCUCCCCAAAGUCCCCAGUCCCAUACACACGCAGACACACACACUUAAUACUACUACUACUACUACUACUACUCCUACUGGGUGAGUAAGCAAGCAGCAGUAGCAGUAGCAGUAGAUGUUGUUGCAACUUAGAAGUCGACUAUUUUUUUAGAACUUUUUUAUUUUAUUUUUAAAUUUGUAUCUUUCUCCAUUUCUUCUCACGCGAUCUCCUCAAAGCCUCCCAAAUUUGGAUUCCUUUUGAAUCAAACACAUUCUUCACUCUCUAACACCCACACUCUCACGCAGUUCAUGUAUGCAUAUCUACGCCAUUAUCAUCUGCGAAUUAGGGUUCUUUUUUUCUUUUAACCUUUUUAGCAAGUUUUCGCAGUAGAUUCGAAAUUAAAUCUCGGUAAGCCCCAGUCUGCUCAAGCUAUGUGAGAGCGUACAACUUGGAGGUCCCCCUAAAAGGAGAAAGACUUCCAUUAGAGUCAAGUGGGCAGAUGCAUUCACGACUGAUCCUGCACUAAUCCUGAAGCAUUGACUUUGCAUGCCAAGUGAACAGCUAAACAGCAUCAGAAAAUAUGCCUUCAUGGUGGGGGAAGUCAUCAUCAAAAGAAGCAAAGAAAAAACCAGCAAGAGAAAGCAUUAUUGACACAUUACACCGGAAGCUUAAGUUUCCAUCUGAAAGUAAAUCUACUGGUAGAUCAGGAGGGUCUAGAAGACGGAGCAGUGACACAUUUUCUGAAAAAGGGUCUCAGUCCAGAGCGGAAUCAAGGUCACCAUCACCUUCAAAGCAUGUAUCAAGAUGCCAGAGUUUUGCCGAAAGGCCUCAAGCCCAACCACUUCCCCUACCAGGUCUGCGACCUGCAAGUGUACUGCGCACUGAGUCAGGAAUCAGUUCUUCAGGAAAGCCAAAAGUGGAAAAGAGCUCCAAGCCAUCAUCAUUUCUUCCACUUCCAAGGCCUGCCUGCAUACGGCAUAUAACAGAUUCUGCAGAGUUAGAUGGAGAACUGGUCAUUGCUUCUAUUUCUAGUGAAUGCUCCAUUGAGAGUGAUGAUCAAACAGACUCACGCCAGCGUAGUCCUCUGGAAUCUGACUAUGAGCUUGGAAGCAGAACUGCCACUGGCAGCCCCUCAAGCAUGAUUAUUAAGGAUCAGUCUCCAGUAGCACAGAAAAGCCCAAGAGGAUCACCUGGAGCAGUUGAUCUUUUGACUCAUAAAAGUGUGUUGUCUUCACCGCCUAAAAGAAGACCUCUUAAUAGUCAUGUCCCCAAUCUGCACGUUCCCUGUCAUGGUGCCUUUUGCAGUGCUCCAGAUAGUUCAAUGUCAAGUCCUUCUAGAAGUCCAAUGAGAGCUUUCGGUAAUGACCAAGUUACAGGUUCUGGAUUCUGGCUUGGAAAGCCCUAUCCAGACCUUCCGUUACUUGGAUCUGGCCACUGUUCGAGUCCGGGCUCAGGUCAGAAUUCUGGACAUAAUUCAAUGGGAGGUGAUAUGUCUGGGCAACUAUUUUGGCAGCCUAGUAGGGGCAGCCCUGAGUACUCUCCAAUUCCUAGUCCCAGAAAGACAAGUCCUGGUCCUAGUUCCAGAAUUCAUAGUGGAGCCGUCACCCCAAUUCAUCCAAGAGCUGGAGGGGGAGCACAUGAAUCACAGACAAACAGGAGCGAUGAUGGGAAACAACAAAGUCACCGUUUGCCACUUCCUCCUGUGACAAUUUCCAACUCUUCACCUUUUUCUCAUUCAAAUUCAGCUGCAACAUCUCCCUCAGUACCACGUAGUCCAGGCCGAGCAGAAAAUCUUGCAAGCCCUGGCUCACGCUGGAAAAAAGGAAAGUUGUUGGGGAGAGGCACUUUUGGACAUGUUUAUGUUGGUUUUAACAGUGAAAGUGGUGAAAUGUGUGCAAUGAAGGAGGUCACAUUGUUCUCAGAUGAUGCAAAGUCCAAGGAAAGUGCAAAGCAAUUGGGACAAGAGAUUAUUAUGCUGAGCCGUCUGAGGCAUUCAAAUAUUGUACAGUAUUAUGGGUCUGAAACGGUUGGUGAUAAGCUAUAUAUAUAUUUGGAAUAUGUAUCUGGUGGUUCCAUCUUCAAGCUUUUACAAGAAUAUGGACAAUUUGGAGAAUCAGCUAUACGCAGUUACACACAACAAAUUUUGUCUGGUCUUGCAUAUUUACAUACAAAAAAUACUGUCCACAGAGAUAUUAAAGGGGCAAAUAUCCUUGUGGACCCGAAUGGUCGUGUUAAGUUGGCAGACUUUGGUAUGGCAAAGCAUAUUACAGGGCAAUCAUGUCCAUUAUCUUUUAAGGGAAGCCCAUACUGGAUGGCACCUGAGGUUAUAAAAAAUUCGAAUGGUUGUAAUCUUGCUGUUGACAUCUGGAGUCUUGGAUGUACAGUCUUGGAAAUGGCUACUGCUAAGCCACCUUGGAGCCAGUAUGAAGGGGUUGCUGCCAUGUUCAAAAUUGGGAAUAGUAAAGAACUUCCUGCAAUUCCUGAUGACCUCUCAGAGGAAGGAAAGGACUUUGUGAGGCAGUGUUUGCAGCGGAAUCCACUUCAUCGUCCUACAGCUGCUCAGCUUUUGGAUCACCCAUUUGUGAAAAAUGCUGCUCCUUUGGAUAAACCUCUUGCAUCUACUGAUCCAACAUCUGUGAUUGCCAAUGGUGUAAAGUCUCCGGGGAUUGAACAUGGUAGAAAUCUCCCAACAUCAGAAUCAGAAAGGCUUGCUAUACACUCUUCCAGAGUAUCAAAAUCCUAUUUCCAUUCCAGUGACAUCCACAUCCAAAGGAAUAUAUCUUGCCCAGUCUCUCCAAUUGGAAGCCCUCUGUUACAUCCAAGGUCACCUCCACACCUAAAUGGGAGGAUGUCUCCUUCACCUAUAUCAAGCCCUCGGACCACAUCGGGCUCAUCAACACCACUAUCAGGGGGUGCUGGUGCUCUCCCUUUUCAACAUCUUAAUCAGUCAACGUACCUGCAAGAAGGUUUUGGAAGUGUUCCUAAGACUCCACAAAGUCCCUACAUCAAUGGCCCCUUGUAUUGGGAUUCUGAUAUGUUUCGGGGAAUGCAGGCUGGAUCUGCUUUUCGGGAUCUUACAUCUAGUGAAAAUGAUGCUCUGUCAAAGCAGUUUGGAAGGCCUGUUUUUGGAGAACUUCAUGAUGGACAGUCAGUAUUAGCAGAUCGUGUGUCUCAGCAGUUGUUAGGGGAUCCAGUGAAAUUGAAUCCAUCUUUGGAUCUUAACUCACGAUCCCGGUUGACCGGCCGCACAAAUGGAGUAUAA